UUCUGUUUCCCCUCGGUGCUGCGCGCCAUUGGGCCCUCAUUUCUUCCGUGUACUUAAUUUUUUCGUCUACUUCGUGUGUACACUGGAAUCGAAAAUCUGUCUUUCUCUCUUUCUCUCCCAAGUCAUCCCCAUCUCAGCGCAACUCCGUCCUCCGAAUCCUCCACUCCGCAAAUCUUCCUCGCAUCGCGACACUCCCAUCCAUGAACCCUCGAACUCUCCAUUGAUAUCCUAUACAAAUACACCGCCAUGGCCCACUCGAAACGCAACACCUCCCUCCCCCACUUCACCUCCUACGAGCGCGACCUCCUCCGCUCCAGCUGGGGCACCAAACGCGGCGUCAUCGGCCGCGACUCCUUCCUCCCAUUCGGCUCCUGUCGCCUGUGCCUCCACCCGGCGCGAGCCCCCGUCGUCGCCUGCGCCACCAACGGCGACCUCUUCUGUCGCGAAUGCGCCAUCAGCGAUCUGCUAGCCCAACGGCAGGAGAUUAAGCGCCUCGAGAAGGAACGCGAUGAGGCCAAGAAACGCCUCGCGGAGGACGAAGAUCGCGCGUUAGAGGAGGCGCGGACGCGGGAGCUUCAUGACUUUGAACUGGUUAGCAUGGGAUUGGAAGCCGCGAAGAAGAAUCAGGGCUCGGGCUCGUCACAAAGUACAGACAAUUCGAAAAAGCGGAAAGCGGAGACGGAGGCGCUGGCGGCGUUCAAGGCACGGGAGAUAGAGGUGGAUGGGAAACGCAAGAAGGUGUUUGAGUUGGAUGAGAAGGAGAUGGCUCGGAUUGCGCGAGAGGAACAGGAACGGUUGAAGCAGGAGCUGAAGAAAGAAAAGGAGUCGAAUAAAUCAGCCCUGCCUUCGUUCUGGGUGCCCUCCCUCACGCCUACCACCGAUCCGAACGAAAUCGCUGCCAAUAAGGCCGUCAAACUCGCGCCUAUUUGUCCGGCUUCUUCGGAAACCAAUCGCCAUAGCUACUCGCUCAAGUCCCUGGUGGAAGUCCAUUUCACGGAGGAGAAAGGGUCAGAUGGAUCCAUGGCCCGGGUCUGUCCGAGUUGCAAGAAGACGCUGACGAAUGCGCUGAAAGCAACGUUAACAAAACCCUGUGGGCAUGUUAUCUGUCAACCCUGUGUCAAAAAGUUCAUGACCCCCCACGACGCCCCCGAUCCACACGCGAGCAAAGAGGAGCAGGAACUGACGGCAGCAUUGCACGGCCGGAUUCUCUGCUAUGUCUGCGAGACGGAUGUCACUCCGACGGCAUCAGGCGAAGGCAAGGACUCGGGGAAGAAGAAAAAGAAGGACAAGGAAGGCAUUCGGCCGGGGCUGGUGGAGGUCAGCUCCGAGGGGACCGGAUUUGCGGGACGAGGAGGAAAUGUCGCGACCAAGACGGGAGUUGCAUUCCAAUGUUGAAUGUGAGUGGUAUGUGUACGAUGUAGCUUGUCUGCUGAGAUGUUCACUAGCUGCCACGACAGCUCACGGCAAUAUCAAGGCCUGUAUAGAACAAGCCCUUCUAGUUCUCCAACCCGAGACAGGGUGCCUACUAAAGUAACGCUGAUGAAGAAGAACCAUAAUUACACAGCAUUUACAGGCCAUGUGAAGAAGGA
Molecule: messenger RNA, 1589 nt
Organism: Aspergillus heteromorphus CBS 117.55
Lineage: Eukaryota; Fungi; Ascomycota; Eurotiomycetes; Eurotiales; Aspergillaceae
Product: putative RING finger domain protein
Exons: 3
Coding region: 247-1395 (382 amino acids)
Cellular component (GO): nucleus
Molecular function (GO): ubiquitin protein ligase activity
Source: RefSeq, a predicted model, not a curated record